This is a messenger RNA of Tribolium castaneum (red flour beetle), 1434 nucleotides long. Its product is annotated as ankyrin-1. Gene Ontology annotation, molecular function: protein binding. The coding region runs from base 213 to 1343 and encodes 376 amino acids. The record is from RefSeq and is a predicted model, not a curated record. NCBI's taxonomy places the organism in Eukaryota, Metazoa, Arthropoda, Insecta, Coleoptera, Tenebrionidae. The transcript is spliced from 3 exons.
UUCUUAGAACUGCUUGCAUGCGCGCGCACAGAAACUUUCUAACAUGCCAACUUUUAUUCUUAAAUCCACUAGAUACUACACAUAACUAAGUCGAUGAACCUAGUGGAUUUACCACCUUUAAGUUGGUUUGCUAGGGGUUUCGCACGAUUAAGUCCACUGGCACUGCUGUUGUCUCCUUAUCUUAUCAUUUGUUCUGUGGUCAACUAAACAAAAUGGUGUCUUCGGAGGACCAGAAAAAGCAACUGAGGGGGGCAAUAAUAAACAACAGACUGGAAGAAGUCAAGAACAUCAUUACCAAAGGAUAUGAUCUAAACUCCCCUCUCUUUCAAUGGACUCCACUUACGUACGCCAUUACUUGCAAAAAUUUGGAAAUGAUUCAGUUGAUAUUAGAUAACCAGGCUGAUAUAAAUUUUGAAAGUCCCCAAAAAUAUGUGCCUUUAUACACUGCCAUUGACUACAACUGUUCACUCGAAGUCAUUCAACUCUUAAUCAACCGCGGAGCUGAUAUCAACCAACUUGGACGCAGUUUCUUCAAUGACAAAAUCAACACUCCCCUAUCACGAGCAAUCCAGAACAAUAAUUUGCAAGCCGCUCAUUUACUGGUCGAAAAUGGAGCUGACGUCCAUAAGCCAAACCCAGAUGGAACAACUGCUGGGUCACUUGCCCACGACCUAGACCGUGCAGAUUUCAUCAAAGAAAAGCCACCACAAGAAAACAAUGACAGUUUAAAAGGUUGCACGCCUCUGACUGCAGCCAUUCUGUCCGGGAAACUGGACGAAGCAAAGCUACUUCUAGAAUCGGGAGUGAAUUCCUGCAAGCCUGACUCCAACAAACAAACCCCACUUGUGGCCGCAGUCCGGUGUAAAAACCUCGAAGCUGUGGCACUCCUACUGUGUUACAAAGCGAAUUUAACAAUCCCGACUGCGUUUUUGGAGGCUGUUAACUUACAGUGCACCGAAAUUGUCAAAUAUUUGUUAGAAAAUGGGGCCAAAAUCAAUAAAACGUACCGCGAUGGUUCCACGCCGUUUAUCAAAGCGAUAGAAACGGAAAAUUUGGCAAUCAUUGAGGAGCUUUUGCACACUGGGGCCCAAGUGGACCUGGCUAAUAGAGAAGGAAAGACUCCUUUGGCUGUCGCAGCGAGUAAAAGAAAUAUUCUCAUUGUGAAUCAUUUGAUUGAGGCGGGAGCUAGCGUUAGUUUGGCACGCCAAGAGCUUGAAGAAUUUGCAAAUGAUGAUGAAGAUUUUGACUUGUAUUAUCAAGAUUUGGUGGAGCGAGGAGAACAGAUCGUGGCUCCAGUGUCUAACAGAGGUUUGCCACUUGGAGCCAACGCCACGGCAGACUAAUUCGAACAUUAGAGGCUGUGCAUCUUUAUAGCAAUAAUUUUUGGGUUUUCUCAAUGUAAAUUUAAUAAAUGUUUCUACAAGUUGUUUUGAA